AUGGACAUUCUCCACUACACUAUACCUACCAUUCCCUUCAUUGUCAUCCUCCUCUUCAUCUAUAUCAUCCACCAUUACUCCAAUAAAAAGCUCUCCAAUAACCUCCCUCCAAGUCCUCCAUCACUCCCCUUCAUUGGCCACCUUCACCUCCUCAAAUCACCUCGCAACCUCUCCAUCCACUCCCUUUCCCAACUAUAUGGCCCCGUUGUUGCACUCCGUCUAGGUUCUCGCAACGCCAUCAUUCUUUCUUCACCGGCCGCUGUCGAAGAGGCCCUCAUCAAGAACGACACCAUCUUCUCCAACCACCCUGUUAUCAAAGCAGGUCACAUCCUUGGCUACAACAAUACCACCAUGUUCUUUUCUCCUUACAAUCCUCACUGGCGCAAUCUCCGUCGUCUCACCUCCUUACAACUCCUCUCCACUAGCCGGAUCAACCUCCUCACUAGUAUUCGCACCGAAGAGUUCCUCUCCCUUAUCCGCCGCAUGGUGAAGGACUCUUCAUCAGGUAAGAUUGACAUCCAAGCAAGGUUCUUUGAAAUGACUUACAAUUUAAUGUCCAAGAUGGUGGUCGGAAAGAGGUAUUACGGUGAGUGCUUGGAUGUUGAAGUGGAGGUUGCCAACCAGUUUAGGGAUAUCAUGAAGGAGGAAAUUCAGCUUAUGUUUUCUUUCAAUCCAAGAGAUUUUUUUCCGGCGUUGGGGUGGUUGGAUUUGCUUGGGGUGGAAAGGAAGAUGGAGAGAUUGCUUCCAAGAGUUGACCGAUUCCUCACAGACAUCGUCGAGGAGGCCCGGAGAAAGAGGAGGAAUGAUCCGGCCAACGGCAAUGAAGAAGCGGAGAAAGAGACUAAGGAAGAGGAGAAAAGUCUGGUUGACGUGAUGCUAUCAAUGCAGGACACAGAUCCCGAGACAUUCACUGAUGAAGUCAUCAAGGGCCAUAUUAAGGUUAGCAUUCUUUACCUAAAAACUCUUCGGAAUUUCUCCACUUUGCCUGAAAAUACUACUAAAUAUUGA
Messenger RNA from Dioscorea cayenensis subsp. rotundata (Guinea yam), 1008 nucleotides. Its product is annotated as cytochrome P450 81E8-like. Lineage: Eukaryota; Viridiplantae; Streptophyta; Magnoliopsida; Dioscoreales; Dioscoreaceae. The record is from RefSeq and is a predicted model, not a curated record. The transcript has a single exon. Bases 1 to 1008 code for a protein of 335 amino acids. Gene Ontology annotation, molecular function: heme binding; iron ion binding; oxidoreductase activity, acting on paired donors, with incorporation or reduction of molecular oxygen.